Molecule: messenger RNA, 678 nt
Organism: Suillus paluster
Lineage: Eukaryota; Fungi; Basidiomycota; Agaricomycetes; Boletales; Suillaceae
Exons: 3
Coding region: 1-678 (225 amino acids)
Source: RefSeq, a predicted model, not a curated record
AUGGAAAAUCGUAGGGGUGUUGAACGAGGUUCAUAUAUAUGGGGGCGCAGUGUACACAACAUUCGCAUCGAACGUCUCUGGCGUGACGUGACCCAGGGCUUCGGGAGGAAAUGGAAGCAAUUCUUCCAGCUCCUGGAGGAUCAUCAUGACCUGAAACCGAACCUGGAUGCUCACGUCUGGCUACUGCAUCAUGUAUUUCUUGAUGCUGUGAAUGAUGAUGCUUUUCAGUGGGCAGAAGCCUGGAAUCAUCAUCGAUUACGCAUUCCGGAUUUGUUCUUCUUCAGCAUGAUUCAGAAUGGUGCCCGGGGCUAUGAUCCUACUUUGCUUCCAGGUGACAGUGAGGUUGGCGAGAUACAGGAAUAUGGAAUUGAUUGGGAGGAUUACGAUGAUGAUGGCAUUCGGAAUCAUCAUGAUGAUGCGAACACUACUGAUUCAGACGACCAGGCUCAAAACCCUUUCUUCACGCAUCGACCUCAGCAUCUCUCUGAUAUUCACGUUCCUGAAACAUACAGCCCUUUGAGCUUUCAGCAAGUGGAACAUUUGGAUGAUUACCUUGCAGGUCAUCUGGACAAUGGAUCACAGAGCAUGGACAGGCGAAGGUCACUUUGGGUAGAUGCACUUAACUUCUGUGUCGAUAUGUUCAAUGUCUCCUUACACUCAGAUACAGAUUCCACCUAA